Peromyscus californicus insignis is the source of this 2896-nucleotide messenger RNA. RefSeq names its product transferrin receptor 2 (gene Tfr2). The coding region runs from base 68 to 2560 and encodes 830 amino acids. The record is from RefSeq and is a predicted model, not a curated record. The transcript has 17 exons. Lineage: Eukaryota; Metazoa; Chordata; Mammalia; Rodentia; Cricetidae. Gene Ontology annotation, biological process: transferrin transport; endocytic iron import into cell. Gene Ontology annotation, cellular component: external side of plasma membrane. Gene Ontology annotation, molecular function: transferrin receptor activity.
CUGGGGCUCCCACAAACGGUCUGUCAUUGGGGGGGACUAUUUGCAGGGUUCAGGAGGGGGCACAAGCAUGGACCAACUUUGGGGUCUACUGCAGAGAGCGCAACAGUGGUCCCCAAGACCCUCUCAGACCAUCUAUAAACGUGUGGAAGGCCCUGAUCUGGGGCACCUGGAGGAGGAAGAGGAGGACAGGGAGGAAGAGGCCGAGCUGCCUGUCCAGUUCUGCCCCAUGGAACUCAAGGGCCCUGAGCCCUUAGGCUCCCGGCCCGGGAGGUCAGCUCCCAUCCCCUGGGCGGCAGCAGGUCGAAAGGCUGCCCCCUAUCUGGUCCUGACCACCCUGUUGAUCUUCACUGGGGCCUUCCUCCUGGGCUAUGUGACCUUUCGAGGGUCCUGCCAGGCAUGCGGGGACUCCGUGUUGAUGGUCGGCGAGGAUGUCAACUCUGAGCUGGACCUCAACUCCGGCCUGGGCACGUUGUACUGGAGUGACCUCCAGGCCAUGUUUCUUCGGUUCCUUGGGGAGGGGCACCUGGAGGACACCAUCAGGGUGACCACCCUCCGGGAACGCGUGGCUGGCUCAACCAUGAUGGCCACUCUGGUCAAAGACAUCCUCGAUAUGUUCUCAAGCCAGAAGCUGGACCACGUGUGGACUGACACUCACUAUGUGGGGCUUCAGUUCCCGGACCUGGCUCACCCUAACACCUUGCACUGGGUGGAUGCAGCCGGGAGCGCCCAGGAGCAGCUGCCGCUGGAGGAUCCGGAAGUCUACUGUCCCUACAGCGCCACUGGCAACGCCACGGGCAAGCUGGUGUACGCCCACUACGGGCGGCCGGAGGAUCUGCAGGAGCUGAGAGCCAAGGGCGUGGAGCUGGCCGGCAGCCUCCUGCUAGUGCGCGCGGGCAUUACCAGCUUCGCCCAGAAGGUAGCUGUUGCCCAGGACUUUGGGGUCCAAGGAGUACUGAUAUACCCCGAUCCAGCAGACUUCUCCCAGGACCCUCACAAGCCAGGCCUGCCCAGCUACCGGGCUGUGUAUGGACACGUGCACCUCGGAACUGGAGACCCUUACACACCGGGCUUCCCCUCCUUCAACCAAACCCAGUUCCCGCCGGUAGAGUCAUCAGGCCUUCCCAGCAUCCCCGCCCAGCCCAUCAGUGCCAACGUCGCUGUCGGCUUGCUCAGGAAACUCAAAGGCCCAGUGGCCCCCCAGGAGUGGAAAGGACACCUGUCGGGCUCUCCGUAUCGGCUGGGACCUGGGCCAGCCCUGCGCCUUGUGGUCAACAACCGCAGGGCCUCGACUCCCAUCAGUAACAUCUUUGCCUGCAUUGAAGGCUUCGCAGAACCAGAUCACUACGUUGUUAUCGGGGCCCAGAGGGAUGCGUGGGGCCCAGGAGCAGCCAAAUCUGCGGUGGGGACUGCCAUCCUGCUGGAACUGGUUCAGACCUUUUCCUCCAUGGUCAGCAAUGGGUUCAGACCGCGAAGAAGUCUCUUGUUCAUCAGCUGGGAUGGAGGUGACUUUGGCAACGUGGGAUCCAUGGAGUGGUUGGAGGUGAUUUGGGGUUCUGCAGAGGUAAUGGGGAGAGGCGGGGGAGGGGAACCUUCCUUCUUCACACUCUUCCCCGACCCACAGGGCUACCUCAGCGUGCUACACCUCAAAGCCGUGGUAUAUGUGAGCCUGGACAAUUCAGUGUUGGGAGAUGGCAAAUUUCACGCCAAGACCAGCCCCCUUCUGAUCAGCCUCAUUGAGAAUAUCCUGAAGCAGGUGGAUUCCCCUAACCACAGCGGACAGACGCUCUAUGACCAAGUGGUGUUGACCAAUCCCAACUGGGAUGCCGAAGUGAUUCGGCCCCUGCCCAUGGACAGCAGUGCAUAUUCCUUCACGGCUUUUGCGGGGGUCCCAGCUGUGGAGUUCUCCUUCACGGAGGAUGAUCGGGUGUACCCAUUCCUGCACACGAAGGAGGACACGUAUGAGAAUCUGCACAAGAUGCUGCGAGGUCGCCUGCCCGCCGUGGCCCAGGCAGUGGCUCAGCUCACAGGCCUGCUCCUCAUCCGACUAAGCCACGAUCAUCUGCUGCCGCUCGACUUUGGCCGCUAUGGGGACGUGGUCCUCGGGCACAUUGGCAACCUCAACGAGUUCUCUGGGGACCUCAAGGCCCGCGGACUGACUCUGCAGUGGGUGUACUCUGCGAGGGGGGACUACAUCCGGGCGGCGGAGAAGCUGCGGAAGGAGAUUUACAGCUCCGAGCAGAGCGACGAGCGUCUGAUGCGCAUGUACAACGUGCGCAUCAUGAGGGUGGAAUUCUACCUCUUGUCCCAGUACGUGUCGCCAGCUGACUCCCCAUUCCGCCACAUCUUCCUGGGCCAAGGCGACCACACUUUGGGUGCCCUGCUAGACCACCUGCGGAUGCUGCGCUCCAAUGCCUCCAAGGCCGUCUCUCCCGGGUUGGCAUCAGGUCUGGGCUUCCAGGAGAGCCGCUUCCGGCGCCAGCUGGCGCUGCUCACGUGGACGCUGCAGGGGGCAGCCAACGCGCUCAGCGGCGACGUGUGGAACAUUGACAAUAACUUUUGAGGCGCCCAGCCCUGCCUGAGCCCCACGGCAUUCUCCCGUCUCCCUGUUUGAGUGGUGCAGGCGAAGGAGGUGCCCCUCGCGCCUCUCAUUGCGACCUGUUCUCAUGAACACCCCGGGUCCUGCAAUGUAGGUGAGCCUUGUUUUCUCAGUGUGACAUCCAUACUGAUCCGGAAAGCGGCUUUCUUCCCAUUACUGGUUCUUCCACCUUCAGGAGCAAAGUCUUCCAUAUCUAGAGACUACGUGGGCGCUGGGAUCCGGCCAGCUCUUUUAGUGGGUGGUCUGUGGUGGGAGGCCCAAGGGGAUUAGUUGUCAAUAAACCACCUGGUAACAUCUGUA